This is a messenger RNA of Maudiozyma barnettii, 624 nucleotides long. RefSeq names its product YEATS domain-containing protein YAF9 (gene YAF9). NCBI's taxonomy places the organism in Eukaryota, Fungi, Ascomycota, Saccharomycetes, Saccharomycetales, Saccharomycetaceae. Bases 1 to 624 code for a protein of 207 amino acids. Gene Ontology annotation, biological process: regulation of DNA-templated transcription. The record is from RefSeq and is a predicted model, not a curated record. The transcript has a single exon.
AUGGCUGGGCCUCCGAGUAAGAGAAUAAAGACGAUAUCUGUGAGCAGACCCGUAAUUUACGGUAAUACAGCCAAGAAGAUGGGUGACACGAGGCCGCCAAAUGCACCGGCAGAGCAUACACAUAUAUGGACAAUUUUCUUAAGAGGUCCUCAAAAUGAAGAUAUCUCAUAUUAUAUUAAACAGGUAGUAUUUAAGCUACACGACACAUAUCCAAAUUCUACUAGGAUUAUUAAUGCUCCACCUUUUGAAUUAACAGAGACUGGUUGGGGUGAAUUUGACAUAAAUAUUAAAAUCCAUUUUAUUGAGGACGCCAAUGAAAAAGUAUUAAGCUUUUACCAUAGACUACGACUACACCCUUAUGAUAUGACACAACCCAAUCAGGAAGAGAUAAAAUCAAUAUUUUAUGACGAACUAGUGUUUAACGAACCAAACGAACAGUUUUUCCAAAUAUUAAUGACAAAACCUGGGAACCUACUGCCUUCAAAUAAGACAGACCAAUGUCCAUUCUCGAAACAACUAGAAAUUGAAGAGAUAGAUAGAAUCAAUGAUGGUAUUAAAGAGGUUGAUCAACAGAUAGAGGAAUUGAAGGGAAAGGUAGCUGGAAAAGUGAAAGAAAAGUCAUAA